AGUCUCAAGAGACCUUCAGUGAGGGUGGAGAAGAAUUAUAAGUCAGGCAAAGUACGCAGGCAGCCAGAAGGGGCAGUGCUGAAGGCCGAGGCCAGCAUCCCUCGGCCUGAGGAGCUUGAAGCUCCUAGGCUGGGGGCCUCCCAGAUGUGUGGACCUGCCCCUCGAGCUGUAGCUCUUCACCACCAUCUCUACCUUCUUCCUUCUGAGGGAUCCCGAAACUUCUGUCAUGGAAAAGUACCACGUGUUGGAGAUGAUUGGAGAAGGCUCUUUUGGGAGGGUGUACAAGGGUCGGAGAAAAUACAGCGCUCAGGUGGUGGCCCUGAAGUUUAUUCCAAAAUUGGGACGCUCAGAGAAGGAGCUGAGAAAUCUGCAACGAGAGAUUGAAAUCAUGCGGGGUCUGCGGCAUCCCAACAUCGUGCAUAUGCUGGACAGCUUUGAGACUGAUAAAGAGGUGGUAGUAGUGACAGACUAUGCUGAGGGAGAGCUCUUUCAGAUCCUGGAAGAUGACGGAAAACUUCCCGAAGACCAGGUUCAGGCCAUUGCUGCCCAGUUGGUGUCAGCCCUAUAUUAUCUGCAUUCCCACCGCAUCCUCCACCGAGACAUGAAGCCCCAGAACAUUCUUCUUGCCAAGGGUGGUGGCAUCAAGCUCUGUGACUUUGGAUUUGCCCGGGCUAUGAGCACCAACACAAUGGUGCUGACAUCCAUCAAAGGCACACCACUCUAUAUGUCUCCGGAGCUGGUGGAAGAGCGACCAUACGACCACACUGCAGACCUCUGGUCUGUGGGCUGCAUACUGUAUGAGCUGGCUGUGGGCACCCCUCCCUUCUAUACCACGAGCAUCUUUCAGCUGGUCAACCUCAUUCUCAAGGACCCUGUGCGCUGGCCCCCCACCAUCAGUCCUUGCUUCAAGAACUUCCUGCAGGGACUGCUGACCAAGGACCCUCGGCAGCGCCUGACCUGGCCAGACCUUUUACAUCACCCUUUUAUUGCUGGUCGUGUCACAAUAAUAACUGAACCAGCAGGUCCAGAUUUGGGCACCCCAUUCACCAGUCGCCUGCCCCCAGAACUUCAGGUCCUAAAAGACCAACAGGCACAUCAGCUGGCCCCCAAGGGCAAUCGAUCUCGCAUCUUGCGUCAAGCCUGUAAGCGCAUGGCUGAGGAGGCCAAGAAGAAGAAACACCAGAAUACAGGACCUGCCCUUGAGCAAGAAGACAGGACCAGCAAGGUAGCUUCUGGCACGGCCCCUCUGCCCAGGCUAUGGAACACUCCUCAGGAACCAGGUCUCUUGGCUGGGAUCAUGGCCUCAGAAACGAAGAGCAGCUGGGCUGAGUGGGGGGCUGGAGAAGCCCCCCCUAUACCUCGAGAAAACCGGGUCACCCAGGAUUGUGAACGAGCAUUCCCAGAGCUGAGGCCAGAGGCUGCGGGCCAGCGGAGCAUUGACGCAGUGGACCUAGAAAACGAGGAGCCAGACAGUGACGACGAGUGGCAACACCUGCUAGAGACCACCGAACCUGUGCCCAUCCAGCUGAAGGCCCCUCUCACCCUACUGUGCAAUCCUGACUUCUGCCAGCGCAUCCAGAGUCAGCUGCAUGAGGCUGGAGCGCAGAUCCUGAAAGGCAUGCUGGAGGGUGCUUCUCAUAUCCUUCCUGCACUCCGGGUCCUGAGCAGUCUUCUGUCCAGCUGCAGUGACUCUGUUCCCUUGUACUCCUUCUGCCGUGAGGCAGGACUCCCUGGGCUGCUGCUCAGCCUACUCAGACACAGCCAGGAGAGCAACAGUAUUCAGCAGCAAUGUUGGUAUGGGACCUUCUUACGGAACCUGAUGGCUGUGAUUCAGGCCUACUUUGCCUGCACCUUCAAUCUGGAGAGGAACCAGACAGGUGACAGCCUACAGGUAUUUCAGGAAGCCGCCAACCUCUUUUUGGACCUGCUGGGGAAGUUCCUGGCCCAACCAGAUGACUCAGAGCAGACUUUGAGGAGGGACAGCCUCAUGUGCUUUACCGUUCUGUGUGAAGCCAUGGAUGGAAAUAGCUGGACCAUCUCCAAAGCCUUUUACUCAAGUCUGUUGACUACACAGCGGGCUGUGUUGGACGGGCUCCUUCAUGGCUUGACAGUUCCACAGCUCCCUUUCCACACACCUCCAGGAGCCCCUCAAGUGAUCCAGUCGCUGCGGGAGCAGAGUGAGGAUCUGCCUGGAGCCAUUUCCUCUGCACUGGCAGCCAUGUGUUUUGCUCCUGUGGGGCUGCCUGGCUGCUGGGAAGCCAAGGAGCAGAUCUCUCGGCAUUUGGCAAAUCAGCUCACCGAAGACAACAACCAGCUGAGGCCAUCCCUCAUCUCUGGCCUGCAGCAUCCCACCCUGUGCCUACAUCUUCUCAAGGUUCUGUACUCCUGCUGCCAUGUCAGUGAGCGCCUGUGCCGUCUUCUAGGGCGAGAGCCCCAGGCCUUGGAGUCGCUGUUGAUGUUGGUCCAGGGCAAGGUAAAAGUAGUGGAUUCGGAAGAGUCUACUGAAGUGACGCUCUACCUCCUCUCCCUUCUUGUCCUUCAGCUCCAAGAUCUGCCUUCCGGAAUGGAGAAGCUAGGCAAUGAGAUUGCUACUGUCUUUACCCGUUCACACGUCGUCUCUCUUGUGAGUGCAGCAGCCUGUCUGCUGGGACAGCUUGGUCAGCAAGGGGUGACCUUUGACCUCCAGCCUGUGGAGUGGAUUGCUGCAGCCACACAUGCCCUGUCUGCCCCUGCGGAGGUCCGGCUGACUCCACCAGGUGGCUGUGGAUUCUACGACGGCCUCCUUGUCCUACUGCUGCAGCUGCUCACGCAGCAGGUUAAGGGUAGCCUGAUAAGGGACUUGGCUAGCUCAGAAAUGUGGACCGCUCUGUGGCACCGCUUCUCCAUGGCUCUGAGGCUCCCUGAGGAAGUACCUACCCAGGAAGAGGAGCUGCUGCUGUCCAGUCCACAAAGCCCAGAGCCAGACUGGACACUCAUCUCACCUCAAGGCAUGGCAGCCCUGCUGAGCCUGGCCAUGGCCACCUUCACCCAGGAACCCCAGUUAUGCCUGAGCCACCUGUCUCAGCGUGGAAGUAUCCUCAUGUCCACCCUGAAGCAUCUGCUUUCCCCCAGCUUCCUGCAUCAGCUGGGCCAGGCGCCUCACGGGUCUGAGUUUCUCCCCGUCGUGGUGCUCUCUGUCUGCCAGAUCCUCUGCUUCCCCUUUGCCCUGGAUGUGGAUGCUGACCUCCUUGUGGGUGUCUUGGCUGACCUCACGGACUCAGAAGUUGCAGCCCACCUGCUACAGGUCUGCUGCCACCAUCUUCCGUUGCCACAAGCUGAGCUGCCCAUCAGUCUCCUCACACGCCUGGCCCUCACAAAUCCCAUCUCUCUCAACCAGUUUGUGAAUACAGUGGCUGCCUCACCUAGAACCAUCAUCUCGUUCCUCUCCGUUGCCCUCCUGGGUGACCAGCCGCUGCUGACCUCUGACCUGCUCUCUCUUCUGGCCCACACAGCCCGGGUUCUGUCUCCCAGCCACUUGUCCUUUAUCCAAGAACUUCUGGCUGGUUCUGAUGAAUCCUAUCGGCCCCUGCGCAGCCUUCUGGGCCACCCAGAGAAUUCUGUGCGAGCCCGUACUUAUGGGCUCCUGGGACACUUGCUUCAACACAGCAUGGCCCUGCGUGGGGCACUGCAGAGCCAGGCUGGACUGCUCAACCUCCUGCUGCUGGGGCUUGGAGACAAGGACCCUGCUGUGCGGCGCAGUGCCAGUUUUGCUGUGGGCAAUGCAGCCUACCAAGCUGGUCCUCUGGGACCUGCCCUGGCAGCUGCAGUACCUGGUAUGACCCAGCUGCUUGGAGAUCCUCAGGCUGGAAUCCGGUGUAAUGCUGUGUCAGCUCUGGGCAACUUGGGGCCUGAGGGGUUGGGGGAAGAGCUGUUGCAGUGCCAAGUACCCCAGCGGCUCCUAGAGAUGGCAUGUGGAGACCCCCAGCCAAAUGUGAAGGAGGCCGCCCUCAUUGCCCUCCGGAGCCUCCGCCAGGAGCCCUGCAUCCAUCAGGUGCUGGUGUCCUUGGGUGCCAGUGAGAAAUUAGCCUUGCUCUCUCUGGGGAAUCAGUUACUGCCGCACAGCAGUCCCAGGCCUGCCUCUGCCAAACACUGCAGGAAACUCAUUCAUCUCCUGAGGCCAACCCACAGCACGUGAUCCCAGAUUUCUGGGGUCCAGCCUUCAACCUUCGUUGCCCUACUAUUGCCAACUUUUUCUACAAUACAAACCACCAACUGGUAACCAAGAGCAAAAGAGAUUUAAAAAGAGAGAUAAGCUGCCAACUCAACUGAUUUGAGAACAAGAAACUAGAAGAGAUUUCUGUAUUAAUUUUCUUCCUACCCCCAGAUUCAAGAUGAUUUCAACUAGUAAACUUCAUUGCUGUUGGUGCCAGAGAAGAUUCCUUCCUUCUCUACAUCCAGGGGUCUUUUCUCCAAUACAAUGCCUUUAAUCCCAGGAACAUGCCUCCCAAGCCUUAGGGAGACACCAUCUACCUGAGAGAGCUCUUCCUUUCUAUAUUCCUCCCAGCAGGUUCUGGGUUUAGGUGCACUGGCCCCAGGACAGUGAUGAAGACAGCCUGUCUCAGCUCUAGGCUAUGGGGAUAAAUGCCAUCAGUCCCUGUUGUGGAGGGUUCCCCAGCCUUUAGCCCACAUUCUCAUCCAUGAGAGGGAGUGUGGAGUUGUGCUGUUGUUUUUUUUUAAGAUUUGUUUGUAAACUCUUGUAAUAAAAGGUUUGCCUUACCUUACUCUGAGCUGCCAGGGCAAGGGGUUGGGUGGGUCAGCUCCCUUGAGCUGCUGUGUCGUGCUGGAAGAACUGGUGUCUUGUUCACACGAGAUCCUGGUGUGGGAGGUAAUUUCUGUCUCUUCCUGCCUCUCGGCUUCCUCCACCCCAAAUGAGCUACAGGUGGAUACCUACUUUCAACCCUAAGCCAGUGGAGCUGAAAUAGGAAAGGAUAGGAUUAAAUAGAGAGAUAAAUGGGAUUGCUUUGAGAUCUCAGUCUUAGUACUUAGUUUUAAUAUUUGGUGGGGUUUCGGUGCACAGGGAAGCCCAGAUGCUUUACUAGGGUAGCUGUUUGUGGAGAUUGUGCAGUUUACCAUAAAGGGGUAUUCGGCAGACCCAUUAGGUAGAAUCACAAUCCAGCUGGAAAAGCUUAAACCUUGAUUCAUUGGCUAGCUUGUGACAAGCUUCCGAGGGCCCUCAUUUCUCCAUCCAUAAAAUAGGAGACUAUUUUUUGUCUUUCCUUAAAUUCCAGUUGUUGAAAUGAAAGAUGUUCCUCAUUUUUACGAGGAAUUUUAUUUAGUCCUUGUCUUCAUUGCCCACCGACUGUGUUUAUAUUUUAGCAAAAAUAACGUUUUUUCUAGAGACCCCAUAAUUUCUUCCUAUCUAAAUUAUUUCAAUUCAAUUUAACAUUUAUUGAGUCUUUUCUAUAUGCCAGAAACUCUUCUGGGCACUGGAUAUAAAGCAGUGCCCGCUGUCAUCGUCUUUCCAUUCUGGUGGGGAAAAUUGCAGGGAUGAGGGAAUGAGCAGUGCAGCUAUCUGAGGAAAAAGCAUGGGCGGAGAGAAUGAUCACCUCAAAGGCCCUGAGGUACCUGGCAUGCUUUUGGAGCUAUGAGGAGGCCAGUUUGGAUGGAAGAAGUGAAGAUGGGGGAGAACAAUAGGCAAUGAGGACAAGGAGGUCAUGGGGACCAGAUGUUGUAGGCCUUGUAGAACUUGUAUUUUGAAUAGAGUAGGGAUCUAUUGGAGAAUUUUGAACAGAGGAAGGCUGUGAUCUACCUUAUGUUCUAAAGGAUUACUCUUCAUUCUGGUGUUGUGAAUGGCCUGGCAGAGUUGGGGAGGAUGGGAAGCAGGGUGAACAGUUAAGAGGCUAUUGUAAUAAUCCAGGUAUUACAUAAUCCAGAGAUAAGAGGCUAUUGAACAGUUAAGAGGCUAUUGUAAUAAUCCAAGUAUUACAUAAUCCAGAGAUAAUGGUGUUCUGGACUGGGGUGGUGCCAAUGGAGUGGUGAAAAGUAGUUGUAUUUUGAAUAUGUUUUGAACCUAGAGCAAAGAAGAUUUCUGAACUGAUUGGAUGUGGGGGUGUUAACAAAGGAAAGCAAACAAAGAUGACUCCAAGGUUUUUGGUGUGAAUAAUUGGAAGGAUAGAAUUGCCAUUAGCUGAAAUGGGCAAGGCUAUUAGUGGAGUGGUAGUGGGUAGGAAAACUUAAGUUCAUUUUUGAACAUGUCAGGUGUAUUAGUUGGAAAUUUCACACACAAAAGUAGAGAGUCCAGUGAAAACCAUCACUGCUUCAACAGCUAUACUAUCAAUCUCUUAUUUUUCUAUUCAGGUAUUUUAAAACAACGUAUGAUGGCAACGUAUGAUGUUACCCAUAAGUACUUCGGUGUGUAUCUCUAACAGAUCAGAACUUUUUGUUUUUGUUUUUAACCAAACCACAGUACUUCACAAGACUUGCCUGGAUUUAGGCAAAUAUAGUAUUUUAAAAUCUGGAUUUUUUUCUAAAAGAAAUUAGAAUUAACUUAUGAAAGAAUUAUUUUUUCCCCAAAAUAUUUUAUUAAAUACUAGUUUGAAACACCAUGCUUAUCUGGUACAUAAACAAUUUGAUGUAGAGAAAUUAAAAAUACAUCCAAACACUCUAGGCUAUUGAAUAAACCAAUAGUUAAUCAUUUUAUGAUGAUGUGUAAUAAGAAAACAUGUUCCCAUUCUUGGGAGCACACAAGCUAAAGGAUUAGAAAUUUGAAAACAAUUUUACACUAAGCAGUCGUUGCACGAGGUACUGAGAGGAUUUGGAGUGAACGGUCUGAGUAGUGCCUGGAAUUCAAAGAAUGGAAGGUUUGAGAAUUUGUGCCUGUGUAUAAUUGUAUGUGUUUUACCUUUUUUUGGAAGGGAGAGGGAGCUUAAAGUUUUUAAACAUGCACAAGUAGAAAGAAUGGCAUAGUAAACCUCCAUACCCCUGAUCCCACAGAUUCAGCUGUUAUCAACAUUUUGCCACCCUGGUUCUACCUAUUCCUUUUUUAAUUUUGUCAUUGCUAUAGUUUAAAAAGCAUUCUAUUUUGAAAUAACUUAAAAUUUCAAGAAAAGUUCUAAGAAUAAGACAAAGAGCUCCCAUAUACCCUUUUACCCAGAUUCAUUGUUGACAUUUUGCCACAAUUAGUUUUAUCAUAUUUUUCUGAAACGUUUGAGAGUAAGUUGUAAAUAUCAGGCCCUUUUACCUUUAAAUACUUAAAUGUAAAUUUCUUAAGAUCAAGGCUAUUUACUUAUGUAACCACUGAUACGAUUAACAAAAUUAGGAAAUUUAACAUUGGCAUAAUACUAUUUACUAAUCUACAGCUCUUAUUAAAAUAUUGCCAAUUGUUCCAAUAAUGUUCUUUAUACCAGUUUUUUUCCUGGUCCAGGAUCCAAUCUAAGAUCAUGAUUUAUAUUUGGUUGUGAUUCUCUUUAGCCUCUAAUCUAGAACCAUUCCUCAUCCUGUGGUUGUCUUUUAUGACAAUGAUUGACAUUUUGAAGAGUACUGGCCAAUUUGGGUAUAUCUAAUGUUUCUCUGUGAUUUGAUUCAAGUUAUACAUUUUUGUCAGAAACAUGACAUAAGUAAUGAUGUAUCCUCUUAGUACAUCAUAUCUGGAAGUUGAUGAUGUUGCUUUGCCCUGUUAUUGGUGAAAUUACCUCUGAUCACUUGGCUAAGGUGAGCUGGGCAAAUUUCUGUGGCCGUAUCUUUUUUUUUUAAAUAGAUUUUCUAUUUUAGAAAAGUUUUAGAUUUAUAGAAAAUUGAGCAUAUAGUACACAGCUCACAUACCCCACUCCUAUACACAAUUUUCCAUAUUAACAUUUUAUAGUAUACAUUUGUUAAAAUUAAUGAGCCAAUAUUUAUAUAUUAUUUACUAAAACCUAUAUUUUAUUCAGAUUUCCUUAGCUUUUACCUAACAUCCCUUUUUUGUUCCAAGAUCUCAUUACACAUUACGUUUAGUUGUCUCCUUGGGCUCCUCUGGCUGUAACACUUUCUCAGAAGUUUCUUGUUUUUGAUGACCUUGACAGUUUUGAGAAGUACCGGUCAGGUAUUUUGUAGGAUGUCCCUCUAUUGGAAUUUGUCUGAUGUUUCUCAUGAUUAGACUAGGGUUAUAGGUUUUGGGGAGGAAGACUACAGAAGUAAAGUGAUAUUUUCAUCACAUACCAAGGGCACUUACUAUCUACAUGAUCAUACCUCUUGAUGUUGACCUUGAUUACCUAGCUGAAGUAGUGUUUGUCAGAUUUUUCUGUUGUUACUCUUUUUGCCCUACCCCACUCCCUUUUCUGUACUCUGCUCUUUGAAAGCAAGUCCCUGCACAACCAGCACUUAAGGAGUAAAGAGUAAUGCUCCUCUUCCUUUAGGGCUGAGUACCUACAUAAUUUAUUUGGAAUUCUGCACAGGAGAUUUGCCUCUUUAUCGCAUUUGUUAAUGUAGUCAACCAUUUAUUUAUACCAGGGACUCAUGGAUAUUUGUUUUAUACUUUCGAUUAUAAACUACUACUUUAUUUAAUUUUGUUGCUCACAUUGUUCCAGCUUUGGUCAUUGGGAGUUCUUUUAGUUAGCUCCUGUGACAUACUCCCAACAAUGUGGUUUUGUUUAGUUUUUUUUUUUUUUUAACACCUUUCUGGAACUACAAGAUAUUUCAGGCUCAUCUUGUAUAUUUCCUGCCCUAGUCCUAGAAACUAGUCCUAGAAACCUAGUUCUCCAAGGAUCCCUUCUCAGAACACUUACAUUAGCCUAAAGUUGGGCAAAACCAUGGAACAUAAAGUCUAUUUAUGAUAAAGUGUUGAAUAUCUCAUGUAAUUGAUUGAAUACUGUACUGAAAGUGAAAAACAGAAUGGUUGUAGGAUACUUACCAUUAACAUACACAGCUGAACACCCUGGGUCUGAAGAAUGUUUGAAGCAUUAAACUAAAUUUUAUCACAAGAGAGUAGUAUUCUGCAUAUCACUAGUCUGGGAAAAGAUUAAAUUCAAAAUUUGAA
Pteropus alecto (black flying fox) is the source of this 8992-nucleotide messenger RNA. It is a transcript of the gene STK36, whose product is annotated as serine/threonine kinase 36. Gene Ontology annotation, molecular function: ATP binding; protein kinase activity. The coding region runs from base 227 to 4174 and encodes 1315 amino acids. Gene Ontology annotation, cellular component: cytoplasm. The transcript has 27 exons. The record is from RefSeq and is a predicted model, not a curated record. Gene Ontology annotation, biological process: protein phosphorylation. NCBI's taxonomy places the organism in Eukaryota, Metazoa, Chordata, Mammalia, Chiroptera, Pteropodidae.